GGCGUGACGGCAAAAGUAGUCACCCGCUCGGUAGCUGUGUUUGAGGAGCCGAAUGAGUUCAGAGUGAAUGCGGAGGGGAUUCAGUGGUCAGUAUUAACACAGAGAUGAGCAACAGCGCUGCGAGCCCCAUGGCAGCCAGCAGCACCUCCAUGGCAGGGAGAGGAUCCGGAAAGACCACCAGCUUCAUCCCGGAGCUCCAGAGCAUGAUGUAUGCUCUGGGUGAUUCUAGGAGACCACUGCACGAGACCGCCGCCCUGGUGGAGGACAUAGUGCACACCCAGCUCAUUAACCUGCUCCACCAGGCAGCUGAGGUGGCUCUCCUCCGAGGAGCUCGGGCCAUUUCGCCAGAGGAUAUCAUCUUCCUCAUGAGGAAAGACAAGAAGAAAUUGCGAAGACUCUUUAAGUACAUGCAGUUUCGAGACUACAAGUCCAAAUUAAUGAAAACUGUAGACGAUGAAGAUCCACUGGACUCAGACAAAUACUCCAGCAGCAGUGUCAACAAAAGGCAGCGGCUGGCGCAGGACUUCCUGGGCUCCAUCGACCAGACGGGGGAAUUUUUGGCACUGCUGGAAGACGAGGAGAUGGACGAAGUGAAGCAAGAGAGGAUAGAGAGGCUUGAAAAACAGACGAGAAACAUGGACUUAGCACAGUAUAGUGAUUUCUGUGAGAGUCGACAGCUCAGCUUUUCCAAAAAGGCCUCCAAAUUUCGAGAGUGGCUGGACUGCAGCAGCCUGGAUGUGAAGCCCAAUGCUAUUGCAAUGGAGAUCCUGUCAUAUUUAGCCUAUGAGACAGUUGCCCAGAUCGUUGACCUUGCCCUGUUGGUUAAACAAGAUAUGACCCCCAAAACAGGUGAUCCUUUUGGUCAUGCCAUAUCAGCCACUUUCUUCCAAUACCACGGCUCCAGUGCUGAGGGUACGUCUACCAAAAGAGAAACAGAAUCUCCAGACAACACCCCUCCCUCCACCCCCAGUGGCCCUCUGAGCUCAGGCCACCAGGGCAAGCUGCACUCAAUGGCCCAGGGCAACGGUAGCCUCAGUCAGGACACCAGCAGCAAGAGCAAGCAGCGGAAGAGGAAGAAGAGUGCAGCAGCCUGUGGCGCGGAGGCUCAGAGCAGUGCCAUCCAGCCCGCCCACAUCAGAGAGGCCAUCAGGCGCUACAGCCACAAGAUUGGCCCGCUCUCCCCCUUCUCAAGUGCCUACCGCAGGAGCGGCAUGACUUUCCUGGCUUGCUGAAGAGCAGGGAGAGGAAGUGAUGGAGGGAUGCAGCAGAGGAGUGCACGUCGCAGCGCCUCUCUCACCUCAUCUGUCCGUCCGCCGCGGGAGCUCAGUCUGAGAGCACCCUGCAGCCGCGUUUCUGCCGCCUGCCUGUAAGCCUGUUUACCAGCCCUGCUGCUCUGUUCGUUUAGUGAGGAAGAGUUGCAGGCUGUGUAGGCUGGCAGGAAUGCAGGCAGCGGGACUUUUUGUUGGCGCCUGUUUACGUCUUGCCGCCAUACCACCUUUGAGUGAUUCACAACGCUAGUCAGUCAUUUGGGUCACUAUUUUUUAUUCAUUUGAUUUGUUGUUUUUGAUUUGUUGCUGUUACUGUUUUUGUAUCUUUUACUGGUACACUACUUUAUAAAAAUCUUUUUUAUAUUAACACACAUUAUAAUUAAGAGCAUUUUCCAUCUCUUAUAAAGUUACCAGAGUUGGAGGAGGUUUUGUUGUGACAGCAACAUUUACAGUAAUAUAUGGGCAUUUUUUUCAUUCGUCUUAUAAAUGCCAGACAUAAUGGAUUGUUCCUCUCAAAUGUUCUAGUUAUGUUCUUUGUUUUGUUGAAUCUUUGUCAUUCUAAUUUUUUAAGUGCAUAUAGCAUCACCAUGUUCAGCCUUUUUUGAGGAAAUAAACUACUCAGAACAAAAGCAA
Colossoma macropomum (tambaqui) is the source of this 1901-nucleotide messenger RNA. RefSeq names its product SPT3 homolog, SAGA and STAGA complex component (gene supt3h). The transcript is spliced from 12 exons. The record is from RefSeq and is a predicted model, not a curated record. Gene Ontology annotation, molecular function: transcription coactivator activity; protein heterodimerization activity. Bases 105 to 1232 code for a protein of 375 amino acids. NCBI's taxonomy places the organism in Eukaryota, Metazoa, Chordata, Actinopteri, Characiformes, Serrasalmidae. Gene Ontology annotation, biological process: transcription by RNA polymerase II.